CUUUACAUUACUCGCGCGCUCUGUUAUUCAAACCAACCAGCCAGCCAGCCAGCCAACCAACCAUACACACAGAGUAUCUUGUGGAUGAAACGAAUUCAAAUUCAGUUUUGUGUUAUUCGUCGGUACGUUUGGACGCGUAAAAACAAUCCGUACCACAUAGUAUGUAACGCGCGUUUUUCUUUCACAAAAGGAAGGAAAUCAAAGAAAAAAAAAUCCCAUUGGAAAAAAAAUUGUUCACAUAUAAAAGCAAAAAUUAAAAAAUUAAAUUAAAAAUAAAUAAAGGAAAAAUUAUUCUAACCAAAUGAAAUCAAUUGAAAUAAUAAAAUGUGAAGAAAGUUUACAGUGAAAAUAUCCCCACGAAACGAAAUCGAAAAUGCAGCGAAAAAUAUAAAUAGCAAUACAAAAAGUGUUGUCGUCUUGUGUAGCGAAAAAAAAAAAAUAAAUAAAAACCCGAAGUAAAAUUUGCAAAACAAUACGUUUACCUUCUAUUCGAAUGUGCAAAACCUUGGAUUACCCGAAUGGAUAUUGAAUUUGAAAGGAGAAGUAGUGCUGCUCUCAAGUACGCCUUGCUGACGCAAAACCCUUAAACCGGGAAUAACUUACUGCGGUGACCAAAAAAAAAAAAAAAAAAAAAAAGAAUCUUGGCAAAUUGUGUUCGGCGGAAACCAAACAAAUCGUCGUCACGGAAGCUGAGUUUAUUUUGGAGAGCACCUUAAAUCAUCAUCGUUGCUUUGCUUUGCCAACUACCAACCAAAUGAGCGGUGAGCGAGCAAAUGUUGCAGCAUCAAACGAAUAACAACCAAAUGUAUGUAUUUGGUUAAUGCACACAACUACUCAUAAAAUGGCAACUACGUAGAGUUUUUGUAACGGAAAACUAUUUUUGAAAAAUUAAAUACUUAAAUACUCCACACAAAAAUGAUACAGGUCAACAACGGAACUGGUGAACAAAUGUCGAUUUUAUUUAAUAAUAAUUAAUUGGCAAAACAAACAUCCGCACGUAGCCUACAAAAACAGGAUAUUUGUUUUAAAUUUCAAAAAGAACGAACCAAGUAGAGUGUACGCACAAGCAAACGUGAGCGUGAGUGUAUUGUAAUUCGAAUUAAUUUUGAAGCACAUUUUGCGCUGGACACAGCGCAAAAAUGUUGCACUAUUUUCAAUGCACUCCAAACGAAACGGGUUUCCAUGUGCAACAAACAACGACUACGCGACACAUGAACAAAUAAUGGAAAUAAAAAAUACUUAAACAAUUUCACGACGACGACUACGACUACGACGACAAAAAUUAUUCGAAGAGAUUUAUGGUCAUUAAUAUUAAUAAUAAGCCGCAAGUUUGAAAAAAAAAAAACGCGUGGCGCAUAGCAGCCAGUUGUUGUUAUUAAGUGUUUCUACUCAAUAGCAACCGAAAUAACAACAACAGCAGCAACAAAACGAAUAAAAAAGAACAAUAAUUACUUUUUAUUGUAUUUACACAUGCAAUAAACAGCGACCAUAAUAAUCAACAAUCAACAGCAAACGAACACAAAAUAAAAGCGCCACAAAGCAACAUUGGGCGCAUAAAAAAGAGGAAAGCAACGAUCCGCUCCCAUAUAAACAAAUAAGCAAAACGACACACACACACAAAUACAUAAACAUACUUUUUUAUGAAUCCUCUGCAUAUUUAUCUUUUAAACAUAUGAAAUACAAUUCUGGAACAUAAAAAGGAAAAAAACAAUAACAACAAAAGCAACAAACCAAAGAGAACAACAAACAAACAAAAACUACCAAUCACAAAUAGCAUGCUUAUAGGCAAAGAACAACAUCAAUAAAAUCGCAAAAAAAAAAACAAAAAUAAACGGUCUGCAGUUGCUGUCGUCUGCCAUUGGCGAUUUUCCUAUUUUCCAACGAGUCGAACGAACGCAAAACGAACAACAGAAAACAUUUCCAACAUGACUAUGAAAUCAAUGAAAUAUUCCGAUUGUGAUACAAUUAUGGAUGGUUAUAAUCCAGUACCACCGCCAUUGCCGCGUCGCGUACCGCCACUACCGCGUAACAUAUACGCUGAACCAUUUGCCCAUGAGCCGAAUCACUCCAGCAGGUAUGUUUCAACCAUACACAGCACUAUUGAUCAAAAUCAAUAUCACACAUUGGGUCCCAUUCCCGGCACCUUACAUCAACAACAAAUGCCACAAAGUAUGUCAACGGGUAAUAAUACAAUUGGUGGUCAUGGCGGUCAUGAUCGUGGUGGCGGGGGUGGAGGCGGCGGCGGUGGCAGCAUUGGCGGCGGUGGCGUUAUACCUGGCGGCACAAUGAACGGACCCAAUGGACCACAUUGCCAGAUGAGCGGUUCACAGCCAUUGGUUAUGCCCGCAUUUCCAUUGCGUAAUUCACAUUCUGCACAUGCACCACACUAUUCACCCUACUCACCUUCCAGGUUUCACAUAGAUAAGCGUUGUCAACACCGUUGUUCCUGGAAAUGUUUGAGUAUCGCCUUAAUUCUAAUAUCAGUCGUCCUAACAGCCAUGUUGGCAUAUUUUGCAGCUGUAAGCUCUAUGAAACCCAACAUGGAUACCACAAAUUGUAUCCUAGUCCAAGAUGUUAAAUCACAGCCCCAUGAUUUACACGGCAAUGCAAAAACAAACAUCCUCAACGGCAAUAGUCUACAACCAACGGCAUAUCCCACAGAAGAAUCAAUACAGACCAGUACCCUCGAUCAUAGUUCCAGCAUUGGUUUGGGCGGCAUUGCGGGCGGUUUCCAGAAUUUGGCUCCCUCGUUGCAGUUGCAACACCAACAACAGCUCUUGCUGCAGCAACAGCAACCGCACUCCAUCAAUCAGCAAAUUGGUGGCGGGCUGGGCAUUAACAGCAACAUAAUGUUGGGUCAAGAUGCCACCUUGCCGCAUCUGCAGGACCAAUCGUACACCGCUCAGCAACAACAGCAGCAGCAUCAUCAACCCCUCUUGAAGUGGCCACAGGUAGUCGAGCUAAAGGAUUUCAACGAAUUGUAUCAUGCAAAUAUUCCGGCAUAUCAAUUCUGGACACUGGAAUUCCGUAACAAACAUCCCGCUUUUGUGCGCUUCAAUUUCACCCUGCCCUGGGGGGCAAAUUUCGCCGUUUAUUCGCGUCGCAAUGUGGCACCAUCUGUAACACAAUAUGAUUUUGUUGAAUUUAUCAAAGGCGGUCGUGUCGAUAGUCAUUUAAGGCAUCGACGCAGUGUUCGGUCCGCGGCAAAUGAUAGCAUUUAUGCUGCUCGGCACAAGGAUCUGGAGAAUGAGAACGGUGAUUUGUCAAUGGAAACAUCCGCAGAACAAUUGCAACGUUUGUCAGCGCCAAGGCGACAUUACUUUAAUGAUGAUGGCGGCAAUGGUUUCGAUUCCAAUGAGAAUGGCUAUGAUGAUGAUGACAAUGACAACGACGACGACGAUUCAUUUGAAUCGUCCUCAUCGUCAUUUGAAUAUGCGGGAGAUGUGGAAACACCGCUGGACACGGGUAAACAAUAUGCCCAACGUUUAAGAUAUCGCCAGCAUCGUGAUAAACGUUCCGCGGCCGGCAUGGAUGGUGGUCUGCCGGCAUUGGAUAUGGACACAAUGAUGGUGAAUGUCUCACUUUUACAAUAUUUGGACACCGGCUUAUGGUUUAUAUCCGUUUACAAUGAUGAAUUGGUCUCGCAUUCGGUAACGUUGAUUGUCGAAGAAGCCGAGGGCGUUAGCACCACUUGCCCCAAUGAUUGUUCCGGCCGUGGCAGUUGCUAUUUGGGUAAAUGCGAUUGCAUUGAUGGCUAUCAGGGUGUUGACUGUUCGAAAAGCGUUUGUCCAGUAUUGUGCUCAGCCCAUGGCCACUAUGGUGGCGGUGUGUGCCACUGUGAGGAGGGCUGGAAAGGUUCUGAAUGCGAUAUCCCGGUGGGUGAAUGUGAAGUGCCGAAUUGCUCGAGUCAUGGCCGUUGCAUUGAAGGUGAAUGCCACUGUGAACGUGGUUGGAAGGGACCUUUUUGUGAUCAACAUGAUUGCCUGGAUCCUUUGUGUUCAAGUCAUGGUACAUGUGUGGCUGGCCAGUGCUAUUGUAAGGCCGGCUGGCAAGGUGAAGAUUGUGGCACCAUUGAUCAGCAGGUUUAUCAAUGUUUGCCGGGCUGCUCGGAGCAUGGUACUUAUGAUUUAGAAACUGGCCAAUGUGUAUGUGAACGUCACUGGACCGGACCGGAUUGCUCGCAAGCUGUUUGCAGUUUAGAUUGCGGUCCCAAUGGCGUUUGUGAGUCUGGCAAGUGUCGUUGCAAUCCUGGUUGGACCGGAAAUCUAUGUGAUCAAUUGCCCUGUGAUGCCCGCUGUUCAGAGCAUGGACAAUGUAAAAAUGGCACCUGUGUUUGUUCCCAAGGAUGGAAUGGAAGACAUUGCACAUUGCCUGGUUGUGAAAAUGGUUGUUCACGUCAUGGUCAAUGCACUUUGGAAAAUGGUGAAUAUCGUUGUGAUUGCAUUGAAGGAUGGGCUGGUUCGGAUUGUUCCAUUGCCUUGGAAAUGAAUUGCAAGGAUAAUAUCGAUAAUGAUGGUGACGGUAUGACUGAUUGUUCCGACAGUGAGUGUUGUUCGCAUCCAGCCUGUUCCGAGCAUAUUAUGUGUUUAUCCUCAAAUGAUCCGGUUGAGGUGCUGUUACGUAAACAGCCACCCUCGGUGACGGCAUCAUUCUAUCAACGUGUCAAAUUUUUGAUUGAAGAGAAUUCGGUGCAAUCAUAUGCCCACAUGGAUGAGUACAGUGAAAACCGGGUAUCUGUGAUGCGUGGUCAAGUUAUAACACCCCAAGGCUUGGGCAUUGUUGGCAUUCGUGUAUCCGUGGAUCGUGAUUCCAGAUUUGGUUUUACCCUAACACGACAGGGUGGAUGGUUCGAUGUUUUGGUCAAUGGUGGUGGUGCUGUUACCUUGCAAUUCCAACGUUCACCAUUCCGUCCAUUAACACGCACCGUAUUUGUGCCAUGGAAUCGUAUUGUGGUUUUGCCUCCCGUGCAAAUGCAGCUUAGCGAUGAAGAUGAUAGUGCCAAUAGAAAUAUUAAAGUGGCUCCCUUAAAUCCAGCCUUGACCUUCCUCAAUUCCAUUCUAUAUCAUUUCUCGGAUGAGCCCACAACGGAUGCCCAUAAACUGUGCAUGGAACAUGAUCAUGAAGAGCUGAAGCCACAAUUGAUAAGUACAUGGAUGCCAAAUGGCAUUGGAGCAAUGCCCGGUAAACGUGUCAUAUUCGCCGAGACCCAGAUUGUUCAAGAGUCUAUACAAAUUCCCGGUUCCGAUUUGCAUUUAACAUAUCAAUCCUCGCAAGCAUCGGGCUAUUUGAGUAUAGUUCGUAUGCGUUUGACGUCGGAGAAGAUACCCAAGACACUGACCCAUGUUCAUGUGGGUGUUGAAAUCGAAGGUUCUUUACAUAUCAAGACAUAUGAGGCUGAUCCAAAUUUGAUACACACAUUUGCCUGGAAUAAACGCAACGUUUAUAGGCAAAAGGUCUACGGUGUUACCAUUGCCCGCAUAUCGGUGGGUUAUCAACAUUCCACAUGCGACACUCCGGUAUGGAUCACCCAAACUGCCAAGUUACAAGGUUAUGAUGUCGAUAUUUCCGAUAUUGGUGGUUGGGGUUUGGAUAUCCAUCAUCAUUAUAAUUUCCAUGAGGGCAUUUUACAGAAGGGUGAUGGCAGUACAUUGCACAUGAAAGAAUAUCCUCGCACGGUAAAAGUGGUGAUGGGAACUGGUCUACAGAGGCCGCUGAAUUGCCCAGAUCAUUGUAAUGGUAUUGCCAAGGAUGCGAAACUUUUGACACCCAUUGCAUUGGCAUCGGGUCCCGAUGGUAGUCUCUAUGUGGGCGAUUUCAAUUUGGUGCGUCGCAUUACCCCCGAUGGCAAAGUUUAUACCAUUCUACAGCUGAGUGCCACCCAAGUGUCAUAUCAAUAUUAUUUGGCUGUCUCACCGGCUGAUGGACAUUUAUAUAUCUCCGAUCCGGAAAGACAUCAAAUUCUACGUUUAUUGCGUUUGGAAAAAGUCAAAGAUCCCGCCAUCAACAGUGAACCAGUUGUGGGUUCCGGACAACGUUGCAUACCCGGUGAUGAGGGUAAUUGUGGUGAUGGUGGUCCAGCUUUACAGGCCAGACUUUCACAUCCCAAAGGUUUGGCCAUUGCCGCUGAUCGCACUAUGUACAUUGCUGAUGGCACCAAUAUUCGAGCUGUGGAUCCUAAGGGUAUCAUACACACACUGAUUGGACAUCAUGGUCACCACAAUCACUGGAGUCCGGCACCAUGUACCGGUACCCUUAUGGCUAAUCAGGCACAAUUACAAUGGCCCACCGGUUUGGCUUUGAGUCCGCUGGAUGGUUCUCUACAUUUCAUCGAUGAUCGUUUGGUGUUGCGCCUAACAUCGGACAUGAAGAUACGCGUCGUGGCUGGUACACCUCUGCAUUGCAACAACAAUGGUCAGGAUAAAUCGAAUAAAACGGCUGAUAAUGUUUUGGGCACCGUAUUGGCCAUGGCUUUCUCACCAUUUGGAGAUCUCUAUAUUGCCGAUAGUGAUUCGCGACGUAUUAAUUCGAUACGUGUUGUUGAUACAUCUGGAAAUAUGCGUUAUUUUGCUGGCAAACAAGAGAAUACGGGAGCCUUAACAUGUGACUGCACAAAUGGUGCUGGCCUCAAUGCUUCGACAUCCGGCUUUAAUUCAAAUAACCCUGGUGGCAACUCCUAUUCAACGACCAGCAAUCCCACAAAUCGCAACAAUGGUGCUGGUGGCGGCAGUGGUGGCACCACGCCCACUACACCAGCCGGCAGCGGAAACGGAAAUGGCGGUUUCAAUGGCAAUUCGGCGUCUAGUGCGGCCACUGGCAGCAAUGGCGGUUGCAUUUGUUCGCCUACUUCAGGAUUAGCUGGCAUUGUGGCUGGUAAUCUUAUGUCAACUGGUCCCACAACAACUACCACUGUAUUGCUGGGUGCCAAAACAACAACAUCUGCCGGUGGUCUGGGCGCUAUAUUGGGUUCGGCGGGUACCCUUAACGAUGAUGGUACACUGAGUAAUGCUGAGACACUGUUGUCGUCGAAUGCCCGUUUCCAGGCAAUAUCUGCCAUAGCGGUUGCCCAGGAUGGUGUAAUUAAUGUGGCCGAUCAAGGAUCUCUACACGUUUUGGCCUUGGAACACUACCUACCUUCGCACGAUGAAAACGGUGAAUUCCACAUACCCUAUCCACCUUCAAGUGAGGUCUAUGUCUUCAAUCGUUACGGGCAACAUGUUACCACCAAAGAUUUAACCUCCGGCAAGACACGUUACAGUUUCCUAUAUUCGAAAAAUACCUCCUUUGGCCGUUUGUCCACAGUCACCGAUGCAUCGGGUAAUAAGAUACAAUUCCUGCGAGACUACAGCAAUGUGGUGAGCUCAAUUGAAAAUACCCAAGAUCACAAGUCAGAUAUUCAAAUCAAUGGCAUUGGCAUUAUGACCAAACUAACCGAAAAGGGAAGACAAGAAAUCGAAUUGGAUUAUGACAGCAAUACGGGUCUGUUGAACUCUCGCUCGUCGGGUGGUGAAACCUACAUCUAUCAAUAUGAUGAAUUUGGACGUGUCACUGGAAUGAUUCUGCCAAGUGGUGAAAUUGUACGGAUCACUUCGCAAUUGGCUGAUAACAAGGGUUUGACCGUGUAUGUCCAUGCUUCGGUUGAGUCGUUGUUCUCUCGAGAGAAAGGUGAUACCAAUGAAUUAUUGGUCUUGGGCGGUGUCCGUUCGACAUUCAUGAAGAAGGGCCAGGAGAAUGCCGAUGCUGAAAUUAAGCCAAACAAUACCUUGGUUAUACACAGUUCAAAUGGUGUUGUCGUGGAAUCUUCGGCAGUGGCUCGCCAUCCUCUGUUGGAAGCGGCUUUGCCGGUGGAAGCUGAAAUGUUGGCCAUGUGGUCGCAUCAAAGUGUUACCAUGGGUGAGGGCUUGACAAACAACAUGUAUUCCGUUUAUAACCUGGUAGGCGAUGUACGCAACCCCCAACAGACCUUGAAUCGUGAGAUAUGGGUCAACCAAUCGCGUGUCAUUGGUGUGGAAUUUGAUCAAUUUACAAACCGUGAGACAUUCUAUGAUAUGAACCGCACUCCCAUACUCAUUGUGGGUUAUGAUCAAUCCGGCCUGCCCAAAUCCUAUUAUCCCACCAAUGGUUAUCCCGUCAACUUGACCUAUGAUCGUUUCAAUCGCAUUGAUGGCUGGGCAUGGGGUCCGGCAGAAAUUAAAUAUUCCUAUGAUCGUCAUGGUUUGCUGUCGGAAAUCACCUCCCAACAGGAUGGCAUAAUCUCAUUUAUCUACAAUGACUGGAAUCUGCUGUCGGAAAUCGGUUUGGCAUCUCAGCGUAAAUUCGUCCUGCAAUAUGAUGAAUCUGGUGGCCUGAGACAUGUGGUGCUACCUUCGGGCACCAAACAUUCGUUCAGCAUGCAGACAUCAAUAGGUUUUAUACGCAGCACCUAUACGGCACCUGGUAGCACAAAACCCUAUCUGCAACACUUCAGCCACUCGGGAGCAUUGCUGCAGACAAUUUUCCCAGGUGAUGGCGCCCGAAUUCUUUAUCGUUACAAUGCAGCUGGCCAGUUGACGGAAAUUGUUCACGGCGAAGGCAAAAGUGAAUUUAUUUACAACGACGCCACCGCCAUGCCUUCCACGGUGUCGCACACGGAACGUGAGUUGGAAUAUCGUUGGGAUUUCGAGUACACCGGAGGCCUCCUGACCGAGGAGAGAAUUGACUUUGUGGCCAAGACGGGCUUGAGUAAUGCCAAGUUUACCUAUGAAUAUGAUACCGAUUUCCGGGUGAUAUCCAUACAAGGACGUAUUGGAGGACAAAAUUUGCCAGCACAAAAUUUCGCCUAUGACCAACGUACGGGUCAACCAAGCAUGAUUGGGUUAUUCAAGUUGAUGCAUCCGAUGCUGAAUCAAACCCAGGUUUAUGAUGGUACCGCCAGCUUUACACGCACCGUUGAUGGUCGUUUUAUGGUGCAAAAGGUUGCCUUGUCGAUUCAUCGUUUAGAAGUUUUCCGCAUGGAAUAUUCAUUUGGUGUCCAUGGACGCAUUACACAGACACGAACCUAUACACGCAACAUGGCGGUGAACACCUAUACCAAUGUUAAGAAUUACACCUGGGAUUGUGAUGGCCAACUGGUGGGUGUUGAGGCCCAGGAGCCAUGGGGCUUCCGUUAUGACGACAAUGGCAAUUUGUUGUCUCUGACCUAUCGUGGCAAUACCAUACCCAUGGAAUACAAUAAUCAAGAUCGUAUUGUGAAAUUCGGCGAGGGACAAUACAAGUAUGAUUCUCGAGGUUUGGUGGCCCAGAAUGCCAGGGAGGAGAGAUUCUAUUACAAUACCCAAGGAUUGUUGGUGCGUGCAACUAAGCGAGGACGUUUCGAUGUACGCUAUUACUAUGACCACAUGAAACGUUUAACCACACGCAAGGACAACUUUGGAAACGUUACCCAGUUCUUCUACAACAAUCAGCAGAGGCCAUUUGAAGUUUCCCAAAUCUAUUCGCCCCGCGAUGGUAAACUGAUGUCAUUGACCUAUGACGAUAUUGGCCAUUUGAUUUAUGCCCAAGUUUUCCGACACAAGUACUAUGUGGCCACAGAUCAGUCGGGAACGCCCAUCAUGAUUUUCAAUCAAUAUGGUGAGGGUAUUCGGGAGAUAAUGCGCUCACCCUUCGGCCACAUUGUCUACGAUUCGAAUCCCUAUUUGUAUUUGCCAAUUGAUUUUUGUGGUGGCAUAUUGGAUCAGGUGACCACACUGGUGCAUAUGGCAGAUGGUAGGGUUUAUGAUCCCCUGAUUGGCCAGUGGAUGACACCGAACUGGGAGAAUGUUGCCGAACGCAUACCAACACCCACCAAAAUGCAUUUGUAUCGUUUCAAUGGCAAUGAUCCCAUCAAUGUGGGCCAUGAUCGCAACUAUCCGGCCUCAUUUACCGCCUGGAUGAAGACCAUUGGCUAUAAUGUGGAGAAUUUGGUGCCUCAGCUGAGUCGUAAAUUGUGGGAGCAGCCUUCAUUGUGGGGUAGGGCUCCACACAAUCCCAUUGCCAUGGAUUUGAAGAGACCCAUGUACAAUGUGCCCACCAUGGCUGUGGAAAGUGGUUUCUUGGCCCACUUGAACAUAAGACGCAUGUCGAACUUUGAAGACUUAAAUGCGCCGCCACGAUCUGCCUUGAAAUAUGAUGUCAUGACACCGGGUCCCAGGAAUAUUGGUUCGGAUACCGAACCACCAUUUGGCAAAGGAAUUGUGGUGUCUCGGACACCCGAUGGCCAGGCAAUUGUGUCCAGUGUACCAGCCGCGAAUGCCAUUUACAGAGAUGUCUAUACCUCGGUGUUUAAUCGCUCCAAAUUAUUGCCCUUCACAUUUGUGGUGCACAAUGCCCAGCAGGACUCCUUCUUCUUUGUGAAGGAGGAACUGUGGCGGGCCAGUGAAGAUCGCCAGCAACUGAAACGGUUACAGGGUCAGGUGAAUACCACCUUCCAUGAAAUAACAAGAGAAAAUGGUAGCGGUACCAAUUACUUGGAUGUGAAGAUCCAUGGUCUGCAUGCCAUAAUCAAUUUACGUUACGGCACAACCGUGGAGAAAGAGAAGCAAAGGCUGAUGCAUCAUGCCAAGCUGACAGCGGUGCGUAAGGCUUGGCAUCGGGAGAAGGAGGCCUUGCGAAAUGGCCUUAACACAGAAAUAGAAUGGAAUCAACAGGAAAUCGAUGAAAUACUGAAACAAAACUAUGCCAAUAACUAUGAGGGAGAAUAUAUACACGACGUUACAUUAUAUCCGGAAUUGGCCGAAGAUCCGUACAACAUUAAAUUUGUCAAGAGAAAAGGAGCCACGGGCGGUGCAGCCGGUGUGCCCAAUAGCCGGAAACGAAGAAGAAGAAGUAUUCGAGAAAAUCCAUUGGAUAAAAUGACCCUCGAAACAGAUAAACUACUACUAAGACAUGAUCCCCGACAGCAAGAACAACACGAAGAAGAAGAACAUUUAUUAUUAAGUGAGGCAGACAAGGAAAAACCAGAGAUUAGUAAUGAUGAUGUCAGGCGGACAACGACUGAAGACGAUUGUUCGCUGCAUCAUAAAUGUUAGCUUAAAUUUUAAAUUUAUAUAACAAUAAAUUAAAAUAAUUAAAACUAAAAAAUAAUAAUAAAAAUAAAUACACAAAAAUUGCAUAGGAACCACACACACACACAAACAUUUCUGUUAUAUACUAUAAAUAUAAAUAAUUAUAAAUAUAAAAGAAAAACACUCAGAAAAAAACACAAUUUAGUUAAGUUUUCAAAGAGAAAUAAAACAAAACAAAAAAGAUAUAUGAUAAGAAAAAUUAUAAUUUCCAAACAAAAAAAAAAAAAAGAAGAACUGCAAAAACUCUAAACCAGCCACUUAGCGGCCCCAAAUUGGGGGCAAAUAUCCAUUUUUUAUUAUUAUUAAAUAUUUAUGAUUGUUUAUAAAUAUUAUUAAUUUUUCCAAAAACAAAAUGAAAGAAACUAUGAGGAAACAAAAUUCUCUUUAAUUUUGUAUGUGUACAGUAGUGAAUAAAAAUAAUUAAUUAUAAAAAUAAAAUUAUAUAUAAAGAAAAAAACCGAACUACAACUAAGAUAUUUAUUUACCCCCUAAAAAUAAAAGAAUUUAGUAAAUAAGUUGAGAAUUUAUAAAAAGAAAUGCAAAAAAAAACAAGAAAAA
Messenger RNA from Musca domestica (house fly), 11636 nucleotides. RefSeq names its product teneurin-a (gene Ten-a). Gene Ontology annotation, biological process: motor neuron axon guidance. Bases 1926 to 11042 code for a protein of 3038 amino acids. The transcript is spliced from 17 exons. Lineage: Eukaryota; Metazoa; Arthropoda; Insecta; Diptera; Muscidae. The record is from RefSeq and is a predicted model, not a curated record.